Molecule: messenger RNA, 1187 nt
Organism: Otolemur garnettii (small-eared galago)
Lineage: Eukaryota; Metazoa; Chordata; Mammalia; Primates; Galagidae
Gene: MRM1
Product: mitochondrial rRNA methyltransferase 1
Exons: 6
Coding region: 147-1187 (346 amino acids)
Biological process (GO): rRNA methylation
Cellular component (GO): mitochondrion
Molecular function (GO): RNA methyltransferase activity; RNA binding
Source: RefSeq, a predicted model, not a curated record
UACAGUUUGGGGCAGUCUCCCAGUUGAUAGUCGGGGCUGUUCGUUCCCGUUUAGGGGGCUGAGUGAGGACAACCGUCAGGUCCCCUUCUCCCCUCCGUUGGGGUCCUGGGAGUAGAGGGAAUUGAGUCACCAGCCAGGCGUGUGUCAUGGGACUACUCUCCACUUUCAGAGGAGCGACCCGGCGUUGCUCCGGUCACUUCCUCACCAGUCAUUUCUCCCAAGCAGCACGGCGUGGGGAGCGGCCUGGCGGGGAGGAGCUAAGCCGCCUGCUGCUGGAUGACCUGGCGCCGACGCAGCGGCUGGAGCUUCUGUUUGGUCUGUCCCCAUGUCUGUUGGCUCUGCAGGCCGCCCGCCGCCGCGUGUCCAGACUCCUGCUCCAGGCCGGCAAGGCCGGGCUGCAGGGGGAGCGGGCUGACCUGCUCCGGGCGGCCGAGGCGCAGGGCAUUCCGGUUCUGCGGCCCAGACGGCAGAAACUGGACGCUCUUUGUAGUUACCAGGUCCACCAGGGCGUCUGCUUGGAGGUGAGCCCACUGCGGCCUCGGCCCUGGACUGAGGACGGGGAGGCCAACCCAGGCGACGACCCCCUGCAGCUGUGGCUCGUCCUCGAGUCGCUCCAGGAUCCUCGGAAUCUUGGGGCUGUGCUACGCUCCGCUCACUUCCUUGGAGUGGAUAAGGUCAUCACUAGCCGGAGAAACAGCUGCCCGCUCACUCCAGUAGUCAGCAAGGCCAGCGCAGGGGCUAUGGAGGUGAUGGACGUGUUCUCCACUGAUGACCUGACCGGUUUUUUACAGGCCAAAGCCCAGCAGGGCUGGCUCGUGGCUGGCACAGUGGGCUGCCCAAGGCCUGAGGUCUCUCAGUACUCCAAGGUCCCUAUCACUAGUUGCUUGGAUUUCUGCUGGGACCGGCCUACUAUCCUUGUGCUAGGAAACGAGGGCUCUGGUCUGUCCCAGGAAGUGCAGGCCUCCUGCCAGCUUCUCCUCACCAUCCUGCCUGGGCGCCAGCUGCCUGCUGGACUUGAGUCUUUGAACGUCUCUGUGGCUGCAGCCCCUGCCCCUGAGGAAACUGCAAAUGGUGCCUCUGGCCUUGGACCCCAGCCUCCCUUGCAGCUGCUGGAAGUGAACGGGCUCUGUCACCAUGGCAACCUGGGCCAGCGCCUGCAGGGCCAGUCCUAUGCCAGCUGCCAUUGA